AUGACGAUUUCGGCUGCGAAUUUCGAACUUCAUCUUCAUUGGACUACAUGCCUUCGUACAACGGUGUUGGACGAUGCGAUCGACGAACAACAGUCACCCUUGCCAUCACCAUCUCAAACUUCCAUCAACCAAGGUUCACAAAACGACAUCGAACGCACCGCAAAUCAAUUUACAUCGAUUGAAAGCCGAAUGGCUGCCAUCGAAUAA
This is a messenger RNA of Adineta ricciae, 207 nucleotides long. NCBI's taxonomy places the organism in Eukaryota, Metazoa, Rotifera, Eurotatoria, Adinetida, Adinetidae. The record is from the annotation of a GenBank genome assembly.